This is a messenger RNA of Adineta steineri, 2685 nucleotides long. The record is from the annotation of a GenBank genome assembly. NCBI's taxonomy places the organism in Eukaryota, Metazoa, Rotifera, Eurotatoria, Adinetida, Adinetidae.
AUGAAUCGUAAUAUUACUAAUGAAAAAUUAUCAUCGUCAUCUGAUAAUCAUGAUAUGAUCGUAUCAAGUCAUAGAAGUUCAUCCAGAAUUAGUUCAAAGGAAGUUCCAAGUGCACGACAUCAAUCCAGCGUUCGAGGUGGAAUUACAAAAAAAACUGUUUCUCAAGGUCCAAGAAGAUCAUCUAAAAGAACACCAAAACCAAGAAGAAAACAAAAAGAAAAUGGUACUGAUUUACAUUUCGAAAUGGAAUAUUCAAAUAAUGAAGAUAUUGAUAAUUUAAAUGCAUCUGAAAACCAUGAAGAUGAAGAGCAAAAUGUUCUUAAUAUAUCAAGUGCUAGUGCUGAUACUAUUAUCGUUGGAAAUUCCAACAACAAGAAAAACUUACAAAAGCAACCAAUUGAAUAUUUUACAUUCGUUACUGGUACUAACAAAGUCAAAUGUUCCACUUGUUUUCGUGAUUAUAAAUACAAUCAAUUUUCGGAUAGCAAUUUACGAAGUCAUCUUGGCUUCAUGCAUGGUUUAUAUUCAUAUUUAUAUCCAUCUCAAGUGAAACAACGAGAAAAUCAUGAAAAGAAAGAUUCUAUUUUACCACAUUUGAAGAAAGAACUUGAUACAGCUGCUAUAGAAUGUAUAGUAAUAGAUGGUUUACCUUUCGGAACAUUUCGUCGUCCCGGUAUGCAGCGUUUUCUCAAUACAAUUAAAUCUGGUUACCGUGGUCCAACCAGGCAAACGGUUCGCAAGCAUUUAGAUACAAUGUAUCAAGAGCGAAGAUCUUCAUUGAAAGAGAAAUUCAAAACAAUUCCAUUUAUAUCUUUAACAACAGAUCUCUGGAUGAAUUCUCGACGAAACCAUUUCUUAGUCAUAACUGCUCAUUAUUACGAUGAAAAUUAUCAAACAUUUUCAAAUGUUAUAUCUUUUCGAAGCUUUCGUGGUCGUCACUUAGCUUCUCGAUUAAAAAAAUUUAUUCUUAAUGAAAUUAAAAAAUUAAACAUUGAAUCAAAAAUUUUUUCUAUAACAACUGAUAAUGGCUCUGACAUCAAAUCUGCUACAUCAUCAUCUGAAUUUGGAAUAAGAUUUUCUUGUGAUGCUCACAAUAUUAAUAGAACAAUAUCAACUGGUUUGAAUUUAUGGGAAAAACCAGCAUUAAAAAAUAAAAACGGUGAAACAAUAAUAGUACCACCAAUAUCAUCAUCAUCAACAACAACAACAAUAGAAAUAACAGCAUCAUCAUCAUCAACAACAACAAUAGCAACAACAGCAUCGUCAUCAACAACAUCUAAUGAAGAUAUUAAUAAUUCUGACGAUGAACUAGAAAAAUCACGUCUUGUUGAUAUGGGUGUAAUUGUCGAUGAAUGGGUUGAUUAUGAUGAAAAUUAUUUAAAUGAUGAAGAUGAUGGUGAUGCUGAUCAUGUACCAACAUUAGCUGAUGAUGAUGAAAGUGACAGCUAUUCAGAUAGUUCUGAUGAUGAUAAUAAUCCAACAUUAACACAGGCUGAACAAGAUCACCGGAUUCAAGAGGAAAAAGAAAACCAAGAAAUAAAACAAUUAUUAUUAAAUCCGGAUGAAUUAAAAAAAAGAAUUUCUUAUUUAUUAAAAAAAGUUCGAAAAUUAAUAAAAAUGAUAAAUAAAUCAAGUUUAUUAACAACAUUUGUUCGUGCUGAAAUUAAAAGAAGACAAAUUGAUUUGGAUAUCAAUAUUAAUUCAACUAAUGAAAAAAAAGUAAAAGUAAACGAUCUGGUCAAUGAUUUUUAUAUUAGGUGGAAUUCAACCUUUAUUAUGUUGGCACGUUUCUCGGCGGCUGAACAAUUAGUAAAUGAUAUAACUUAUUCACCUCCAUCUCAUAUUGGUCUUACAGUUAAACAAAUAACAAAAUUACGAUCUUUACAAAACAAUCAUCUUCAAUGGAAAUUAAUAAAAUCAUUAGCUGAUGUAUUAGCACCAUUCUAUUUUGCUACAAAAUGUUUAUCUGGUCGUCAAUAUCCAACAUUAUCAUUAUCUUAUUGGACAACUAAUUUUUUAUUUUUGCAUUUGACAAACGAAAAACUUAGUUCACCAUUAGAAAAUGGUUUAAAAAAAUUACUAUUUGACAAACUCACUUUCUAUUUUAAGACAAAUGCUACAUAUGAACAACAAUGUGCUAAAUUAAUUGCAGCAUACUUGGAUGCAUUCACGCUUCAAGAUUUAUCACUUGAAGAAACAAAUGAAGCUGAAUCAAUAAUAAUGCGUUCAACAAAGGAUACUUCUUAUGCAAAAAAAUCAACAACAACCAUUGCAUCACAACAUAAUCAAUCACAAUCCGUAUCAUCAGCAUCAUCUUCAUCAACGGAUACACUUCAACAAUCGAAAUUAUCAACAAUCAAUCGAUUUCGUAUGUUAUGUCGUUCUUCAUCAAGUGAUGCUGACACAGCACCAAAACCAAAACCAAAACCAAAAGCAUUUACAUUAAAACAAGAAUUUAGUUAUCAUAUAUCUUCAAGUACAUCUUGCGAAGAUUUUCAAACAUACUGGAAUGAAAAUAAAAAUCGUUUACCAAUUUUAUCAUCAUAUGCACGUCGAUAUAAUUGUGUACCAACAACGUCAACUGCAUCUGAAUCAGCUUUUUCGGUUGCAGGUUAUAUCGACAGGAAGCAACGUGCCUCGUUAUCAACAACAACAUUAAGAUAUCUGAUGUUAUUAAAACCAUAA